UUAAAUUCUUGUUUAAUAGUAUUAUCUUUUGCAUGUUAGUCUGAUUUGUUAUUUUUUUUUACUGUAUUUGCAACCAAAACAAGGACGAUGGGACUCAAAGGAACAGCUUAUGUGUUCAUGAUGCUAGCUCUAAAAACUAUCCAUUUUCUUAAACCCCAUUUGGGGUCUCAGAGUUGCUGGAGCUUGUCUCUUCUGUUGGGCCAAGGCGGAAAUACAAUCACCUCCGAAUUACAAAACAUCAAAAACAAAAUGUGUGGAGGCUGCAUUUGAAUAUUUCUGUCCUUAAAAAGCGAGUCAACAUGGUCAGAAACGUUCUCCACCUGUUGCAUGUCCGUGUCGGACGUUUAUUGUGAAAAUUUCCGGAAGUGCAGCGCGCUCACCAUCCCGCCAGUGCGCUGCGCUCGCGGUGGUUUCUGCUGGGUCCGCCCCUGUCCUCCCGAUGAAUUUCGCCCGUGCUCGUCCGGCCGAAGGAGGAAAAGGAGCACGGAGUGAGCAGGAGUCGCGCUAGCGGACACCAAACAGCAGCCGGCGCCUCCAAACCAGCUCUCCCGCUGCCGCGAGACUGUUGUCGGAGCCGCGCGCGCACAGGUGGUUCUCCGCGGCCAAACGCUGUCGGUGCGGCGCUCGGCUGUGGUCUCCCGGUGGUCUGUGGACGGAUAGUCAGCUUGGACGCCUGCCUGCCUCUUCCUCCCGCCAGUGCCGUCCUCUCAUCCAGGAUGUCUUCUAAGGCGCCCAGCUCCAACAGCGUCGCCCACGCCCGCCGGAUAGUGCAGCAGCUGAAGGUGGAGGCCGGCUUUGAGAGGAUAAAGGUAUCCAAAGCCUCUGCAGACCUGAUGACCUACUGCACCGAAAACGCCAGAAACGACCCUCUGCUCAUGGGCAUCCAGGCUUCGGAAAACCCCUUCAAGGACAAAAAGCCCUGCACUAUAUUGUAGUGGGCGCAGUGUAGCCUUUGUGUCUUUUUUUUUGGUCAUUAUUGUUGCUGUAUCCUUUUUUGGGUUGAGGGGUGGAUCGGAUCGUCAGCAUUAGGUGGAGGCGAAACCCUCGUGCGCCGUGAGCUGUGAUGUCAUCAGGUGCAGUUUUUAGUGUCAGUCUUUCCUGGAUGUGGGCGGAGACUCUGAGCCUUGGUCUAGAAACGCUCCCGUCUCCGGCGGCGUCGACUGUUAUCUGCGUCUCUGAUUUGCCUUAAGAGCAUCUGCCUGUCAGAGCGUUUGCUGAAGACCUUGCUGAUGCGUCCACCUCUCUACUGCUGGUCCACCGCGGCGAGCAGCUUCUGUCACCUCAGCUCGGCGGAGUGACGGCAGAGCUCCUUCCGUCAGCAGAGGAUGAAGAGGCCGGGGCCGGGGGGACUGACCGGGGCAUUAGAAGCCUCUGCACAGGCACUUUCAGGAGUCUCUCUGAUGCCCUCAGAGGGGCAGUUUUCUGGGAUGCCAGUACGUCGUCUAACCCUCACCGCGUGCCACAGCAGACGUCUGUCAGAGAAACCUAAAUGGAUAAUGAGCCACUCCCCCAAGACUCCGCCUCCGCUCGUCCUUUUCCUUCAGUUAACACUUGCGUCGGUGGGCGGGGUUUCGUUGUGAUUUUGUGAUCGUUGUGAUUUGCUGGGAAAGUGUCUGCUGUGCUCAAAGCGACCGUCUAAAAGUCUGAUCAAAGCCUUCACUCUAAAGCCUUACGUCUGUCGGCCUGGUGUUAGAAAUAACACGCUUAAUCAAAGUAUUUCUUUGUAUUUUAAUCUGUGGGAUGGAGGUGAUUCACAUCCAUGUUGUGCCAUUUGUCUGUCUACAUGUAAAUACCAGAAGAUGUCUCUUCAGCGGCCCGUUUGCUGUGGUUCUGGUGUCGUUGCCUUCCCCAAAGGGUACCUUCGGGUCUGCCAGACCCUGCCUUCUACUGAGUUUUUGUACGACCGUCUGCCUGCUUUUGCUGCUCUGCAAUAAAGUGAUGCCUUCAGCAGGACCGGCCACAUCAUCACUUCUGUCCAGCUUCAUGGUUCCUUUAGCGUCUGCUUCUCUACUCGUCUUUGUGAUACCAACCUUUGUAUGAAGACUUACAGACGAAUAAACUGAAACAUUCCUACAGUUCA
This is a messenger RNA of Oryzias latipes (Japanese medaka), 2080 nucleotides long. It is a transcript of the gene gng12a, whose product is annotated as guanine nucleotide binding protein (G protein), gamma 12a. The record is from RefSeq and is a predicted model, not a curated record. Gene Ontology annotation, biological process: G protein-coupled receptor signaling pathway. Gene Ontology annotation, molecular function: G-protein beta-subunit binding. Lineage: Eukaryota; Metazoa; Chordata; Actinopteri; Beloniformes; Adrianichthyidae. Gene Ontology annotation, cellular component: heterotrimeric G-protein complex.